AGUCACACGCCACAUUCGUCAGUCAUUUUGCCCACAUCGUCAUUUGCUGCUGUUACAUCGUCAGUAAAAACGACGGGGGAGCCGGCAAAUACACCGAGUCCGACAACGGAAGGACCGAUGCAGCUCAUGUAUCCCUACGGUUCUUCCGCUGGUGAUUCGGAAAUUCCAAACACGUAUGAGUACUCGUGGCAAUGUUUCAAGAUCGACAUCCCGGACGAUGGAAUGCAAUUCUUCGGCAAGCGUCAUUACAAAGUCCACAUCUGUCGCAACGGAUUGCUGCUGUUUGAUUCACAAUGGCUUCCCUGGUGGCCUUACAAUUUCGGGGAACGUUGGUGGCUCAAGAAAGAGGCAAUAUUGGCGCCUUAUUGGGGUUUGACGGAUACGGACGAUUCUUUUGUGAUUCAGGGCUUUUCUAAAGUUUACUACCACGUGUAUUCAGAUUCCGACCCAAGUUCUACUCCUUUGUUGAAGAGGGCCUCUUCAGACACAACGAGGCUGUUGUCGACUCCUUUGCCAACCGCCUUCAAGGCAUCAUGGGUGCUGGUGGUAACGUGGAAAAAUUUACGUCCGUAUCAGUACCCUGCUAAUAUGGCAAACCAGGGAAAUACGUUUCAGUUGGUUUUGAUUACAGAUGGAGUGUACUCCUUCACGAUGUACAAUUAUCCAAGCAAUGGUCUGCAGUGGUCCGUUCCAACCCAGAGGAUGUACUAUCGAUAUUAUUCCAACUCAUAUGGGUUGCCUGUGGUUGGUUGGAAUGCUGGAGACAAGGGAGAAAGGAAAUAUAACAUGCCACGAUCGGGUACUGUCAACAUAGAAACAAUCGACGGAAUAAGAGGUAACGCUGACAUGGUUGGGAAGUGGUUUUUCAGACUGGAAGAAUCCCUCGGGAAACUUAACGCAAGACAGGAGUGCAUUGACUGGUUCAAAGCACAACCAGAUCCUCGAUUCUACACUGAAUACAUCGAACCUUGUCCUUGUGUCCUGCGACAAGCAUGGUGGGACGAAAGGUUCACAGUGAACUGGAGAGACUGGCCAAGAAUGUGUGGCUACGCUCAGUUCCCCUCACCACAUGGGUGGGGCCAGGAAUGUUGUUACUCCACUAACUGGCAAAGUUGGGGUGCACUGCUUGUGGGAAAUACUGGUGGAGGUUCGGCACAUAGAUACCACAAGUUGACCGAGGAAUUAAGAGCUAAACACGACUCAAGCGACGUACAAGGCUAUCAAAAGUGCUGCGUCAACUCAGACUUGUGUGACUUGUAUUACAAGAGACGCCCUUCCGAUAAUUGCGGAAAUUAUGUGGUACCAGAAUGGAGUUGGCUCUGGGGUGACCCUCAUUUUGUCACUCUUGAUGGCAAAAACUACACCUUUAAUGGUCUUGGUGAAUACAUGAUGACCGAUGCUCGUGACGGAUUUUUUCAGUUACAAGCUCGGACGAAACUGGCCAAAGGGGGCGGAACAGCGACAGUGUUUUCUGCUGCAGCUGCGAAGGAAGGCAAUUCUAGUGUCGUCCAGGUUGAGUUGAACGAUGCAGGUCACGUGCUGAUUGAUGGAGAGUCCUUUAACUACACUAGCCUUUCAAACGAAUCUGUUACACUUAAGGGCUCUGUUGCUGUUGCCAAACCAGACAACAACUCCUUUGUAAUGGUUUUUCAGUCGGGGAUAUCAGUCACAGCGAAAGCUGUUUCGGGAGCACUUUCAAUUGUACUUGCUGCACCAAAGAGCUUCAAAAAUCAAACAAAGGGCCUGUUAGGAAGAUGGAAUGAUGAUCCUGAAGACGACUUUUUGACGCCUAAUGGAACCAUCUUGCCUUCAAACGCGAACAGCAAGGACAUUCAUUACAAUUUUGGUCUCCUUUGGCAGGUAGACAACAGGUCCACACUCUUUACAUACAAACCAGGAGAAAGCCUGAAAACUUUCGAAAAUGCAUCUUUUGUCCCUAUGUUCCUUGAAGAUCUUUCCUUCCCAAAUGACACCUUACGCAAACAAGCAGAAGAAGCUUGCCAAGGAGAUCUCAACUGCUUAUUUGAUUCCGCCUCUACUAAGGAUGUUUCAAUGGGCGCAAACACAAAGGCAAUGUCGUCCACACUGGAGAAAGAGUCAUCUUCUCUUAAAAAUUAUCCACCCCGGUUCGUCACACAGCUCUCCCAAGUGAAUGUCACUGUGAAUCAGAGUAUUAGUGUGUCUGUGGUUGCAGAAGACCCAAACAACGACACCUUGAUAUUCUCUGUUUUCGGCGUUCUACCUCGUGCAGCUAUUCUACGGAACAAUUCCAACUCUGUGACAGUCACGUGGAACGGAACUAACGAACACAUUGAAUUAGAAUUUGUGGUAACAGACGAUCAGGGUGCAACAGCAUUCUUGAGGCCAAUCAUUAAUCUCUGUGCUUGUCAUAACAAUGGCGUUUGCCUUCAUUCAGCCAGCAACAAAAACUCCACGCAUAAUAGCAACAAGAUGAAUGUACUUGAGUGUGGUUGUUUGAAUGGGUAUACAGGAACGCUCUGCGAGAGUGAUCUCGACGCAUGUGAAGCAAAUCUAAACCCAUGUUACCCAGGUGUAAAGUGCAUCGACCUUCCCCCUCCAGCAAAUAUAUCUGGCUACAAAUGUGGACCUUGUCCGAAUGGAUUCACGGGAGAUGGAUCCAAAUGUCGAGACUUUGACGAAUGUUUACAAGGGUCGAACGGUGGAUGCAGUCAAGUCUGUAUCAACACACCAGGCUCGUUCACAUGCGACUGUAGAAAAGGAUACUUGCUCAAGAUUGACCAGCGAAAUUGUGAUGACAUCAAUGAAUGCGUUCCUGUUAGCGACUGUAUGCACAAGUGCGAAAAUACAAACGGUGGAUAUCGAUGUAGCUGUGAUGAUUUCUUCAAAGUGGACCCUUCAGAUCCCAAAAGUUGUAUUCCCGAUUCUCCAUGUCAGAAAAGUAAACAUAAUUGUCAGCACAUCUGUUACCUUGGUUCAAACAAAAUUCAACAAUGUGCUUGUAGACGAGGCUAUCUUCUUGGAGACGAUGGGGAUAGUUGCAAAGAUAUUGAUGAAUGUGCACCAAAUGAGAAUAGAUGCAGCCAUAAAUGCAACGUCACUUGCAUAG
Molecule: messenger RNA, 3088 nt
Organism: Pocillopora verrucosa
Lineage: Eukaryota; Metazoa; Cnidaria; Anthozoa; Scleractinia; Pocilloporidae
Source: RefSeq, a predicted model, not a curated record